This is a messenger RNA of Nicrophorus vespilloides, 1303 nucleotides long. RefSeq names its product cell division cycle-associated protein 3-like. The record is from RefSeq and is a predicted model, not a curated record. The transcript is spliced from 2 exons. NCBI's taxonomy places the organism in Eukaryota, Metazoa, Arthropoda, Insecta, Coleoptera, Silphidae. Bases 75 to 1187 code for a protein of 370 amino acids.
UUUCUGUAACGGCUUUUUCAUUACAAGUUUGGUUUUCGUGAAAGAAAGUUUUAGUACAAAAUAUAUAAGUUAAGAUGGGAAAUUACGCAAGUAAAGUUGUCGAGGAGAUAAAAGAGGAGAAGACCGAGUCCUGUUCCGUUCCAACAACGCCAAUUCUAACUCCAAAAGUUAAAAUUUUAAGUGAAUUUGAUCCAAGAUCUCCAAGUACAAACAUUGUUAGAACUCCAAUUCAGAAAUUAUCAAGUCCAAAUGAUUCUGGCAUUAAAGAAAAUGAAUGUGAUUCAUUCAAUAUUGGAUCUCCUGUUCCAAAGAUGUUAUUGCAAGAUCCUCGAUCUCCAACAUAUGAGUACAUGAGAACACCAAUUGUUGUAUCUGCAAAUAGCUGUGAAAAUCAAGCAGUGACAAAAAAUCUGGAAGGUGUUAGAAAAACUCUUACACUGAUCACCCCAAAGAAGAUCAGUGAUAUGUCCAGUCAUGUGCCACCAAAGCUUCUGGAGAGCAGUCCAGUAACUGCCAAACCAAAUGAUAAUAAACGCAAAUCAAUGGUUGGUGUCUUAGAGACUAACCUGGAUUAUGUGGAGACAAAUAUUGAUGAGGUAAUCACAAACAAAGUGGCACUUGUGGAUGAGGAGACUGUUGAAAGCAAGGAGAGUGCAUCAGACUUGAAAAUUAAAUUCUUUGAACAGAAGACAAAUGAAGAUAACUUUGAAGCUGCAUCAUCAAGUAAUGGAGAUGCUUCAUUGAAUAAUACAGACAAUAAGAGGGUUAUUGUGGAUGAUGAUGGAUUAAUAAUUAAAUCCAGCAGUACUGUGGAAGAGGAUGAACCAACACCAAAAAUUGAUGAAGCUGCACCUAAGGUACAAGAUAAAGUUCAAAGUUCUGAGCAGGAGUUUGCUAAGAAAAUAGCAACGCUGAUUUACACAGAUGAGGAUAGUGUUUUGGUGAACAGGCAAAGCAAGAAGCAGAAAGAGUGCAAUCGCAAUCCUUUGGGCAUCAGGAAUGGUGUUCCGAAGUUGAAAGUCAGCGAUAAACCGAGGAAAAACGAAUUUUCGACCUGCAAGAUUCCGAUUUACAGGAAUAAAUUGUCCACGCAGUGCGAAAAUACCCCGCCAAAAUCGAUGGCCAACGUUAAAGCGCACAGGAGUAAAGUAGCUCAAUGGGAUAGUGAUAAUACUUUAAUUAUUUAGUUUUUUCAUCUUUGUACAGUUCUUUAGAUUAAUUUUUUUUUUUUACUUUGUUUAUGUUUAGGUAUUUAAUUAAGCUUUCUCGAUUUUAAUUUAUAACUGCAUAUAUAAUACUUGUU